AUGGAUCCUAAUGUUGAACCGUGGAUCUAUGCCCUGUUUUAUCCUUAUGCAAUGGAUUUUUAUGUAAAAAUAGAAAAAGAUAGAAUUCAAUACAUCAGAGACUAUCAAAAAGAAAUACGAGCAGAUACGUAUAAAGGUUUACAUGAUUAUAUGGAAAAUGCUGCUACUGAUGUUAAUGCUCGAAUAGGUAAAACAAUUAUUUUACCAUCAACGUUCAUAGGUUCACCUGGUCAUAUGCAACAAUGUUAUCAAGAUGCAAUGGCUAUAGUUAGCGAAAAAGGUAAACCAUGUCUUUUUCUAACCAUGACCUGCAAUCCGAAGUGGAAAGAAAUUGAAGAAAAUCUUCUUCCUCAUCAACAAGCUGCUGAUCGGCCAGAUCUUUGUGCUAGAAUUUUUGAUUUGAAAAAACAACGUUUGUUAGACUUUGUAAUAAAAAAUAAAUAUUUUGGUGGUGUAGCAGCUUACGUAUAUGUUAUUGAAUUUAAAAAAAGGGGUUUACCACAUAUGGAUUUAUUGAUAACAUUGAAACAUGGUUUCAAAAUAACUACUCCUGAAAUUGUUGACAGAUUUAUAUCAGCUGAAAUACCUAAUGCAAAUGAAACAGUAAUGGAUGGGAAUGGUUAUCCUUAUUAUCGUAGAAGGGACAAUGGCACGACUCAUGAACAAUCAAAUGGUCGAAUAGUUGACAACAGAUGGGCUGUUCCAUAUUGUCCAACACUUUUAGAAAUGUUUAAUUGCCAUAUUAAUGUGGAAGCAGUAUCAAGUAUCAGAGCUGUAAAAUACAUGUAUAAAUAUAUUUAUAAAGGGCAUGAUGCUGCAAAUGUGGUAUUAACUGAACAGAAUGAGGAAAGAGUUAUCAAUCACGAUGAAAUCAAGGAUUAUUUAGAAGCCAGAUAUGUUGUGUCGGUAGAAGCGGCAUACCGAAUAUUAAGCAAAUUAUUACAAGACAAGAGCCAUUGUAUCAUACGAUUACCUAUACAUUUACCUAUGCAAUACACUAUUAUAAUUCCUAAUGAUCUUACUAAUGUUCAAGUAAAUUUGGAUCAAUUCACUAGCAUGAUAUUAGAUUACUUCAAACUAAAUUCAGAAGAUGAAAAUGCAAGACAAUAUUUAUAUAAGGAUAUUCCGUGUGACUACGUUCAUAAGAAAAAUAAAGUAACUAAAAUUACACAAUGGGGACCUCGGAAAGGACAAUUCAAUGUUUUUGGCAGGAUACGCUCAGUUAACCCAUCAGAAUUUGAAUUAUUUCACCUACGUUUGUUAUUAUUGAACGUUAAAGUAGCAACAAGUUCUGAUGCUUUGAAAACAGUUGAUGGUCAGCUUCUACCUUCGUUUUCUGCUGCAUGUUUAGCUUAA
This is a messenger RNA of Nasonia vitripennis (jewel wasp), 1356 nucleotides long. RefSeq lists its product as uncharacterized. The transcript is spliced from 3 exons. Bases 1 to 1356 code for a protein of 451 amino acids. The record is from RefSeq and is a predicted model, not a curated record. Lineage: Eukaryota; Metazoa; Arthropoda; Insecta; Hymenoptera; Pteromalidae.